CGCACGCACGCACGCACGCACGCACGCACACACACACAUAUACUCAUCUGACACACACAGAAAGGAGAAAACACACUCUUGGAAUGUACCGCACACUCUUCCUGUGAAAAUUCAACUGCUUCCUCUAUUUUUCUGGAUUUUCUACAAACCUUUUGGAAAGCUGAGAGCUUUUUUUUUUUUUUAAACUCUGGGACAAAGGAAAAAGCCGAGAGGAUUAACACGUGCAGUGUUUUGGGAGGACUACUUGUUUUUAGGACCACUUGUUUUGAGGACAACCGAUUUGCUGAUUGAGUUUUUUUUCUAGACAAUAGAUCCGUUUUUCUUCAGUUUGAGAUCAGUUUUAUUACCUUGCAUGCUUAGGCACUGUCUGUUACAGAUUUUUUUUUAAGUAUUAGCACUCAGCUGGUGAUUAUUCUUCUCAGCAAGUCACCACAGGCUGCACUUUGUAGCUUGUUAAGAUUGUAACUUAGUUACUUUUAGUUUUAAAGUACUUACGAGUGAUUUAAUUCCAGCAGGGAUUGUUUUUUUCUUUGGUAGCUACAGGUGAUUGUUCUCAGAUCCAUCAGCGUAUUAGAGGGGGUGCACGUUUUUUCCCAUUGCGUGCAUGACCUCCACCAUGCCUCCCCAGAACACAGAGGCCGACGCUAUGCAGGUUGGAUCUCUGGUGGGCGAAGUUAACGCCAAAAGCACCACAGCAUCAAGCUCGGAUGGGGAGAAAGGAGGAGCAGGAGGCGAGGCGGAUGGAUUGGGGGGCGGCGGCGGUGGCAGUGGAGGAGGGGGAGGAGGUCGAGGUGGGGAGGAGUCAGCAAGCGAGGGAUCGGUCGAAGGCAUACCCCUGAAGAGAUGGGUGAUGCACGGGGCCGUGAUGUUUGGCCGGGAGUUCUGCUACGCCAUGGAGACGGCGCUGGUGACACCUGUGCUGUUGCAGAUAGGUCUACCAGAGCAGUACUACAGUCUGACGUGGUUCCUCAGUCCCGUCCUCGGCCUCAUGUUCACUCCUCUGAUCGGCUCGGCCAGCGACCGCUGCACUCUGCGAUGGGGAAGGAGGAGACCGUUCAUCCUGGCUCUCUGUAUCGGGACACUUAUUGGAGUGGCACUGUUUCUGAAUGGCUCGCUGAUAGGUUUGUCGCUUGGUGACGAGCAGGGGAGACAACCAAUAGGAAUCGUUCUUACCGUGCUGGGGGUCGUGGUGUUGGACUUUUGUGCAGACGCAACAGAGGGACCAAUCAGAGCGUACCUGCUAGACGUGGCGGACACAGAGGAACAAGACAUGGCACUCAACAUCCAUGCCGCCUCAGCAGGUCUUGGUGGUGCGGUCGGCUACGCCCUCGGAGGUUUAGACUGGACGCACACCUUCCUCGGAGCAGCCUUCAAGUCCCAGGAACAGAUCCUCUUUUUCUUCGCUGCCAUCCUCUUCAUCAUCUCUGUGGUGUUACAUCUCCUCAGCAUCGAGGAGCAGCAGUACUCGCCACAACAUGACAGGCUGGAUCAGGAGACUCCAGAUCGCCCCAACCCACAACCAUCAGCCAAUGGCAGGACUGGACUUUUGGCCCCCAAGCUGGAGCUGAUUGGAGAGGAUGAAACAUUGGACAGCUACGAUCUUUAUGACCCCUAUGGAGACGACCAGUCAGAGCGUGGGGAUAUGGACAUGGACUUCCUAGAGAUGGAGCUUGUGAGAAGUAAAAGUGACAGUGUUCUCGCUAUGGCAGACGCCACUCUUGACCACCUGGACCAUGAUGCGUUGUUCCUGUGCCACAUAGAGCCGUCCAUCUUCGCUGACCGCCUCUCACCCUACCACGGCUCGCCUCCUUUGACGAGUAACUUCUUCAACCCCAACCGCAGCACUCCGCCGCCCCGGUUCGGCAACAUCAGACGCAGCAGCAGUGCGGGAAGUGGGGACCUGCUCCAAAGCAGCAACCACCAAACGCACCCUACCAACCCCAGGAUUUCCCGUCUCUCGGCUUUCUUACAGGAAAUGGAAAAUGACGACGGUCAGGAGGCGUUGCUGAAUAAUCAGCUCAAUGAGCAGCGGACGCUGAAUGGGCGGCUGUUAGCCAGUGUGACGAAUCCCGAUAGAGUUAGCACGAACAGGCUGAGCUCUAAAGGACAGGCACAUCGUGCUGGAAUGGUCAAAGCUGCCAGUACUGGAGCUCCCAUGCGACAGUCACGUCACCGUCACAUCUUCUACCGUCAGCCGUCCUGCACCUUCUCCUACUAUGGUAGAGUAGGGAGCCACCGGUACCGCUACCGCCGAGCCAACGCCGCCUUCCUCAUCAAGCCGUCUCGCAGCAUGAAUGACCUGUACGAAGUGGAGGCCAGACACAGGAGGAGGCACAGACAGAGAAACAGACACCGCAGCGGAAACACCAACUCCUCCAGCGGAGACACAGAGAGUGAAGAGGGAGAGGUUGAGACCACCGUGCGUCUGCUGUGGCUCUCCAUGCUGAAGAUGCCUCCGGAGCUGCUGCGACUGUGCGCCUGUCACCUGCUCACCUGGUUCUCCAUAAUCGCCGAGGCCGUCUUCUUUACUGACUUCAUGGGACAAGUCAUCUACCAUGGAGAUCCAACCGCUCCUGCUAACUCUACUUUGUUGGAGGAUUAUCACAAAGGAGUUCAGAUGGGAUGUUGGGGACUGGUUAUCUAUGCCCUGACUGCUGCCACAUGCUCAGCCAUCCUUCAGAAGUACCUCGACAACUUUGACCUGAGCAUUAAAGUCAUCUACAUCGUGGGAACUCUUGCAUUCGCCAUCGGAACUGCUGUUAUGGCAAUCUUCCCGAAUGUGUAUGUUGCCAUGGUGAUGAUCAGCAGCAUGGGCAUCGUCUCUAUGAGUAUCUCCUACUGUCCGUAUGCUCUGCUGGGACAGUAUCACGAAAUGAAAGAGUACAUCAGGCACAGUCCUGGUAACUCCCGCAGAGGCUUUGGCAUCGACUGUGCAAUUUUAUCCUGCCAGGUGUACAUCAGUCAGAUCUUGGUGGCCUCAGCUCUGGGUGCUGUAGUCGAGGCAGUUGGCAGCGUUCGUGUUAUUCCCAUGGUGGCCUCCGGGGGCUCGCUCCUCGGAUUCUUUACUGCCCUCUUCCUGGUCAUUUACCCAACGCCAAACAAUGGGGACGGGGAAUCAGCCAAAGCUUCGGAGAAACGAUCUUUGACAAAGCUGGAAAAUCCCAACAGCAACGAUGUGGCUGUAACCGUGGUGGCAGAGAAACCCAGCUUCCUGAAACUCAACAAGAAGGGCAAAGCCACCUCCACUACUACUUCCUGUCACACGGAGAAUGAGUCUGCUCUGUGAUUGGCUGGUUUAAGCUGACAGACAUGUUGCUGCAGAAACAACUUAAUUCACUUUUGAACUGGUCGCUGAUGGAAAGACUUUAGGAUCUUGUCGUCCUCGUGGUGCUGGAGUUUACAGACGCGGGAGGAGAGAGGAGAGUGGUUGGUGUCCACUCUUGGUGUCUGUUCGUGCUUUGACAGGCCUUUUUUUUCUGAUUCGCUGUGUCUUGAUUUGCUGAAGGAAACAACUCAAUCUGACGUGGGACCAGUGUCUCACCAGACCAACUACGACAAAAGCAUUUUGGUCCCUGUUUCAGCCAUCUAAGAAAUUCCUUCCAUUUUCACCCUCAUGGACAUUUGACUGAUCCGUCAGAGUUGUCCAGAAGCGAGAAAUCCGUUUCGGUUUUAAGGAGGGGUUGUCUCUGUUUCUCAGGGCCUCUAGGAGGUGCUACUGAGCAGCCGCCUGGACGGGAAACUUCAGGGGACUCGCACAUACAUGCACACACACACACCAACACAAUCGAAUGAACACAUGAAUAAUGAACGUUGUUGAUGAACACAAGUCCUCGAAGCUGCAAUCAUUCAAAAAUGCUGAAAAUUGUUCUUCCUCGCCGUGGAAUCGGCUUGAUUGACUCCUUAUCUAAGACAAUGAGAUCGUCGAGAGAGAGCGUGUGUGUGUCUGCGGACAUUUUCACCAAAAUAAACCCAAUAACACACUCGGAUUUGUGGGACUUUUACAGCACUCUGCGACAGUAGCUUUAAGACUCUAGAGACUUCUGAAAGUUCUGAAGAGCCCGAAGCCUGGUUCCUGGGGGGGGAUGAUCGAUCUUUGAGUCCCCAGAUUGAUUGAGAGUUUUUAUUUUUUUUCGCCCUCCUCCUGGUGUAAGGAGCGCUAAAGUCUUUAAUUCAGCCUUUCAUUUGAGGCUCUGCUCAGAAGUUGUCUGUAUAUUGAGGGUGAAGAAAACAGAUGUGUGCUGAGUGAAAUUCCAGGUUAGAAAGAAUGCAGAUGCAAUAUGUGCAGUAUGCAGGGCAUUACAAUCCCAAAUAUUAUUUUCAUGAUUUAUCGAGGGCCCAGAAUGACGCUUUUGUUCGUCUGGAAUAAUCUAAUGCUGCGUGUUAGAGGAGCAGAGAAAAACCAAACACCAGAGAGGAAGAGACAUGUGGAGUCUUACUUUCUCUCCUAUUGCUUAUUAUUUUAUUUUUUUUAGAAAACACCAUUAGCACGACAUUUGUCACUAACUGCACAUUAGCUGAGCCAUUGUUUGAAUGAGUGUCGAAGAACAUUCAGUUACAAAAGCCUUGUUUUGAAAUCCUCUGGGGAUGUUUGAUUUGCUCGUCUUAAGCAGGACGGAGCUUCCUGACACUCCUCUCUUCCAGUGGGUCCAGUAACUCUACCAGUAAUCGUCAGAGUCUGGAAUGGGACGCAAGAAUAUUAGAAUGGAUGAUCGAUAUAUUGAAUGAAAAAAUCUGCUAUGUGUGAGAGACAAAAUAAGAGAACUAGUAGCCUAUAAUAACAGGUUUAGGCUUGUUACAUGGAGGAUUUUUGCUCCUGGUUUAGGUGUCUUGGUUCCACUGUAUCGGGCCAAAUAUAAGUAUGAUAUGGUGUUUUAGAUACUCAUUACAUCUGAGGGUUGUAUACGGACUAGAUGUUUAAAAAAGAAGAGGACGGAGGGAUAAAAGGAGGACUGGAGGAGUGAUUUCACUUCAAAAAAGAUAAACACAUUUGGUGAGCAUUUCCCAAAAUGCCACACUAGUCUUUUAAAUAUUUUAACUUAAGUAAAAUUUUAAUUUUUACAAGUUUGGAAAUGCAUGUUUUAACCUGAUCCAAAAUAUGGUUCAUGGAUAGAAAAUUGGAAGCAGACUUUACAUUUUCUUCAAGUCUUUGCAGACUUAAAAAUCAAAUAAACUGAGUAAAAUCAAAUUGCAAUUCUUUUAAGGAUUACCUGCAAAAUGACAAUUUGUAAAACCGUAGUACUGGAGUCUAAUCUAAUCUUUGAAGAGAGAGCAGAGAGGGUUUUCAUGACAAUGCAAAUGUUACGUGAGAGUUUGUAACCAGAUGUUUUGAUACAGUCUUGUGUCUUUAAAUGCCCCCAAUCAACCAAAACAUCAAUACAUUUUCUGAGAAGGCAAGCGAUAAAUAGUUUUAAUUCACAAAUUAAAAGUGACACAAUGUGACUGCUCGAUAAGCAAAUUGUCAUUUUGUGGGAGAAACAUUCCUUUUAACUACAGUUUUGGUGAUAGUCGACUUGAAGAAUAAUUUACCAAAUUUAUCAAAUUAACAAUAAUUUGCCAGAAUGACAAAAUAACCAAAUCACUCACAAAAAAGUUAAUCACUAAAAAUCCAGCUUCCCAGGACCAGACUACAUUAUUUCUUGACCCGAACAGCCUCAGUUCGUUUCGUUUAAUGUCGUAAGAGACGCCUGAGAUUCUCUGUGCCGCAUCUGCUGUUUCUUGAGGGCAAGAGGCAGCGAGCGUAACAGUGGAGGAGGAAGUAAAACUGUUGAGUUUAGCUUUACUUCAACCCUGUUAACAUUAAUACACAGUGAUGAUCAGACUAAUGGGCUGGUUACAAAAAUACAUGUAUUUACAUGCAGGUAAAUUAAAUCUUUAUUAAUGUGAGUGUAGAGCGAUAAAAUAACGUUGAAGUGUUUCAAUAGAUUAUGAUGCUGGACGUUUAAAAAAAAACCAAGAAAGACAAAUUGAAAAUUUUAAGAUUUUAUUGUGUCUUUUGUUUUCGGACAAAUCAGAUCUUUUGCUGCAAUAACAGCGUCCGUUAAUCAGCCGGGGAGAGGACUGUGUGCGCAGGGCAGAGCAGGGAUGUUUGUGGUGGUGAUUUGGGUCAGUUUUCCUUUCAACUCAAUCAGCUGAAACAUGCAAACCGAAAGGAAUAGAAAUGUAAAUUGCGGUGGGUUCAUUUACAGAUGAAAGAACCUUUUAUUUUAGUGUGUAUCAAAGCAUUUAGCGGAGAAACUUGUUUUUAUUUUUUGGGUUUUAGAGGAGGAUUCACUCACUGGUGAUGUGGUUGUUUUUCACUUGGAUGUGUGUCAGUUUUUAUCAGAAUAGAUUCCUUCCAUCAUUUCAGGUACAUUCAGUCAGACUUGGAGCAGAGUAAAGAGGGAGUAUUUAUCCUCCGGGGUUGACCUUGCUCUGGCUGUGGUAGUGGGACGAAAAAAAGCAGUGAUGGGACGAAAGACGAGGAGGUACAGAUGCCAGAGUUUUGAUGGUUUCUGUUACCACUAGGGCAAUAAAACAUUCUGAACUAAAUAAUGGACGCUUCAGUAUAAUGACAAACAUGAAGAUUUAAAAAAAAAACAACAAAAAAAAGACUUUGGGUUUGGGAGGUUUGCAUGCGGCAACAGCAAUAUGCAUGUGUGGAACACCAAAGUAUGACUCUGUACAAAUCACUCGAGCUCUUUUCUUUAUUGUCCUAAUAGGUCAGGGAUGUAUUUUCUAAUGCAUGGCUGGAUGUUUGUGUCUUUUUUUGUUAAAUGUGUAAAAAAAAAAACCAACAUGUACUCUUUAAGCUGAAGCAUUGUGCUCGGUCUGGGUCAGUACACUUUCAACAAGCAUGUGACUUUUUUUUUUUUCUAGAUUUUGCACAUUUUGGGGUAAAGUUUCAGACGGCACACAUCUCGUUGCUUUUCAUAUGUAUGGAAAGUGAGAUGUGCGUCGUCCCAAGCGACACUUAAAAGCGUAGGCGAGAAACUCCAGUCCUCGAAUACUUGAAGUGCAACUUGAGUGUUUCUGUUCCAAUGCAGUGGGAAGUCUUUAUUUUUUUCGGGGUUGUUUUUGUGUUCUUCAUUUCUCAAGCCUUUUAUUUACCGCAGACUCUGGAAUGUCCAGUCAGCAGCAAGGCCUGCUGGGAGAUUGAGUUCUUACCUUUGAUUCCAUCUUGUGACUUAAAAAACAAAGUCUAUGAAUGUUAAGUGAUUUCAGCCGAAAUCAUUUUUGUUUUGAUGUUUGACAAGCUGGUGUGGGGGGUUAGGGGUGUCUUACAUUGCACAGAACUUGCACAUAAUAAGUAAAAACAAAAACAGUAGAAAUCUGUUGCAAGAGGAGGAAAAAAUACUGUUGAUAUUUAUUUUUUGAGCUUUCUAGCUAUAAAGGACACUUUUCACUUAGCUUCCAAAAGAAUAACUAAAUUAAAGCUGUUGUAUUUGUUCUUACGGGAGCUUUUUAUGAAAGCAAAUAAGAGAUAUGAAUAUUUCAGUUUGAACUGAAAUGGAAUAAUUCAUUUUGACACUGAAUGAACUUUAAAACACUGAAAUAUUUUUAUUUUAAAAAUGUAGAUGUUCUGAAUUUACCUCCUUGAAAUUAUAAUAGGAAAUUUCUUGAGUUGCAGUUUCAAAACCUGAUUUUUUCUUUUUGUUAUAUUCACAAAUUCAGAUUAAAAAAAUCAGUUAUU
This is a messenger RNA of Plectropomus leopardus (leopard coralgrouper), 7669 nucleotides long. It is a transcript of the gene slc45a4a, whose product is annotated as solute carrier family 45 member 4a. The record is from RefSeq and is a predicted model, not a curated record. Lineage: Eukaryota; Metazoa; Chordata; Actinopteri; Perciformes; Serranidae. Gene Ontology annotation, molecular function: sucrose:proton symporter activity. Gene Ontology annotation, biological process: transmembrane transport. Gene Ontology annotation, cellular component: membrane.